This is a messenger RNA of Onthophagus taurus, 2545 nucleotides long. It is a transcript of the gene Acsl, whose product is annotated as Acyl-CoA synthetase long-chain. NCBI's taxonomy places the organism in Eukaryota, Metazoa, Arthropoda, Insecta, Coleoptera, Scarabaeidae. Gene Ontology annotation, biological process: neuron differentiation; long-chain fatty-acyl-CoA metabolic process; long-chain fatty acid metabolic process. Gene Ontology annotation, cellular component: plasma membrane; lipid droplet; endoplasmic reticulum. Gene Ontology annotation, molecular function: palmitoyl-CoA ligase activity. The record is from RefSeq and is a predicted model, not a curated record.
AGAAACAUAGUAAUUUUAUCGUUCGUGAAUGCCCUUUGCCUGUUGACUUUGAACGCGUACGCUCCGAUUGUGUGUGUGAGUGUGUCGCCUAUCAGAAAAACUUAAUUUUAUCAGAAGCGCCAAGCAGAUAAGACAGGAGAUCGCCGAUAAAAAGCCGGUCUCGCAUCGAAAAAAAAAAUUAAGCAGUAAAAAAGGCAGUAAUCGAAUCGUCCAGGAUGUUUGUUGACGAUAAAGCAGAGAUGGACGGCAUCGGCACGUCUAUUGCGAUCGGGGCGUUGAAGGCUUUUGCCUUCGUCUGCGACAUUCUUACCUUCCCCAUUUAUGUUCUUCUACAAAGACCAUGGAAAGUUCGUGAAAUGUCUAAAAGAGUUAAAGCUCAACCUAUAGUGAAAGAUUCAAGAAGUGUUAUUUAUCGAUCCGUUGAUGAACCGUCUAGAACUCACGUGGAAAUGGUUCGAGAAAAAGUUAAUACGUUAGCCGAUAUGAUGCAGUACGUUUCGGAUAAAUACGCGAACAAAAAAUGCCUUGGAACGCGACAAAUUAGAGGUGAAGAGGACGAGGUUCAAUCUAACGGAAGAGUUUUUAAAAAGUAUAUUAUGGGUGAUUAUAUUUGGCAAACUUAUGCUGAAGUAAAUGAAUUAGCAACAAAUUUCGGCAAAGGGAUUCGCGAAUUGGGAAAUCGCCCACGAGAAAAUAUUGCGAUUUUUGCAGAAACUAGAUCUGAAUGGAUGAUUGCAGCACAAGGACUUUUUAAACAAAGUAUACCAGUGGUAACUUUAUAUGCAACACUUGGAGAUGAUGCUAUAGCACACGGAAUAAACGAAACAGAAGUAACGACAGUUAUCACAAGUUAUGAAUUAAUGCCAAAAUUCAAAACAAUCCUAGCACGAACUCCAUCAGUAAAAACAUUAAUCUACAUGGAAGAUCAAUUAAAAUCGUUAAAUAUGAGCGAGUACACUUCCGACGUGGCGAUCGUUAAGUUUUCUGAUGUACUGGAAAAAGGUGCUACAUCCAACAUACCAAACAUGUUCCCUUCACCGUCCGAUACCGCCAUCAUCAUGUACACAAGUGGUUCUACGGGAGUACCCAAAGGGGUUAUUUUACUUCAUUCCAAUUUGAUAGAAACAAUGAAAGCCUUUGUGGAUUCGACUGUUAUUUACCCAGACGAUAUUUUAAUUGGUUUCUUACCGUUGGCUCAUGUUUUUGAAUUACUGGUUGAAUGUGUGUGUUUGGUUUCGGGGAUUUCUAUCGGUUAUUCAAGUGCUUUAACUAUGAUCGAUUCCAGUAGUAAAAUUAAAAGAGGGACUAAAGGUGAUGCAUCAGUUUUACAUCCAACUUGUAUGACCAGUGUACCUUUAAUUUUGGAUAGGAUUUCAAAAGGUAUCCAAGAAAAAGUUAGUAAAGGAAGCUUUUUAACGAAAACGUUGUUCAAAUUCGCUUAUGAUUACAAGGUCAAUUGGGUAAAAAGAGGUUAUAGUACGCCUAUAUUAGAUAAAGUAGUAUUUUCAAAAAUUAAGAAUAUAUUAGGAGGAAAAGUUAGGUUAAUUUUAUCCGGAGGAGCUCCAUUAUCUCCAGACACUCAUGAACAAAUUAAUACUUGCUUAUCAUUAAGUGUGAUACAGGGUUAUGGAUUGACUGAAACUACAUCUUGUGCAACCGUAAUGGAUGCAUAUGAUAGAACUGUUGGUAGAGUAGGAGCAACAACAACCGUUUGUGAUAUUAUGUUAGUAAAUUGGGAAGAAGGCAACUAUAGAGUGACUGAUAAACCGUAUCCCCGUGGUGAAAUCGUCGUUGGUGGUGGUAACGUUAGUGUUGGUUAUUAUAAAUUAGCGAGUAAAACCAAAGAGGAAUUUUUCGAAUUGGAUGGAAAAAGAUGGUUUAAAACCGGCGAUAUUUGCGAAAUACACGAUGAUGGGGUGGUAAAAAUUAUUGACCGCAAAAAGGAUUUGGUAAAAUUACAAGCUGGGGAAUACGUCUCAUUAGGAAAAGUUGAAGCGGAACUUAAAACGUGUUCCCUAGUGGAUAAUAUUUGUGUAUAUGGUGAUUCAAGUAAACAAUAUUGUGUAGCGCUGGUCGUCCCCAAUCAACAAAUGCUAAUAGAGUUAAUUGUAAAGAAAGGUUUUCAAGAAACCCAAUUUGAAGAGCUUUGCGCAUCACAUGAAAUCGAAAAAGUUGUACUACAAGAACUUCAAGAGCACGGAAAGAAAUGUAAACUAGAGAAAUUUGAAAUUCCAGCCGCAAUAAAAUUGUGUACGGAAGUUUGGUCGCCCGAUAUGGGAUUAGUAACGGCCGCGUUUAAAUUGCGCAGGAAAGAUAUUCAAGAAAGAUAUCAGCACGAGAUAAAUAGAAUGUAUGCUUCUUGAAAUAAGGCCUUUUGAAUGCACUUAACUCGACUGUCCGUGUAUUUUGAAGCAAGAUGGAGAGCAAAGACAAACCCGGCCUGGUUUGUUUCAUUUUUUUAUAGGGAGCUAUACGGAUAUAAUGUAAUAUAUUAGCAUUUGUUUUUUUUUUCUUCAAUAUACUUGUAUAUAUAAACUUUUAAAAA